Molecule: messenger RNA, 3308 nt
Organism: Penaeus vannamei (Pacific white shrimp)
Lineage: Eukaryota; Metazoa; Arthropoda; Malacostraca; Decapoda; Penaeidae
Source: RefSeq, a predicted model, not a curated record
GGCGGCGAAUCAUCCCAGCAAUCACCUGUGGCCAUACUUGACAGGCGUGACGAACAGAAAGGGAUGGUCUUGGGGUGCACCUAAUCCGAGUCUUUACCUUCCCCUGCGACUACUGCUUAAGGAUUCGUCUUUGGAGGAAGAGGAUACGAUGCCUCCAACGACUGAGGGCGAUGCCACGUACUCUGUGCCGCCUAAAACUGAGGGUAAUACCAAUUUCCCUGAACCCCCGAGAAUGCAGGAUAGAGCCAGUUUCCCUGUGGCCCCAAGAAUGGAGGGUAGAACCAGUGUCCCUGUGCCCCAAAGAACGCAGGGUAGUGCCAGUUUCCCGGUACCUCCAAGAAUGCAGGGUAAUGCUAGUUUGCCUCUACCCCCAAGGAUACAGGAGAAUGCCAGUUUUCCUGUGCCCCCAAGGACACAGGGUAGUGCCAGUUACCUUUUAACCACAAGAAUGCAGGGUAGAGGUAUUUACCCUGAAUCUCCAGGGAAUCAGAGUAGUGCCAAUUACCCUGUACCUCCAAGGACACAGGGUGGUGCUAGUUACACUGUACCCCCAAGGACACAGGGUAGUGUCAGUUACCUUUUAACCACACGAAUGCAGGAUAGAGGUAUUUACCCUGAAUCCCCAGGGAAUCAAGGUAGUGCCAAUUACCCUGUACCUCCAAGAACACAGGUCAGUGCAAGUUUUCCUGUACCCCCAAGAACGCAGGGUAGUGCUAUUUACCCUGUACCCCCAAGGAUACAGGACAGUGUCGGUUUCCCGGUACCCCCAAGGGCACAGGGUAGCGUCAGUUACAUUUUACCCACAAGAAUGCAGAGUAGUGGCAAUUACCCUGAAUCCCCAAGGAAUCAGGGUAGUGCCAAUUACCCUGUACCUCCAAGGACACAAGGUGGUGCUAGUUACCCUGUACCUCCAAGGACACAGGGUAGUGCCAAUUACCCUGUACCCUCAAGGAUGCAAGGUUGUGUCAGUUUCCCUGUACCUCCAAGGACACAGGAUAGCGCCAGCUACCCAGUACCCCCAAGCACGCAAGAUGGUCUCCAUUUCCCUGUACCCCCAAGGACACAGGAUAGGGUCAGCUUCCCUGUACCUCCUCCUAGGAUACAGGGUAGCAUCAGUUGCCCAAGGACACAGGAUAGGGUCAGCUUCCCUGUACCUCCUCCAAGGAUACAGGGUAGCAUCAGUUCAGGGCCCCAGGGCAGUGUCAGUUAUCCAGCACCACCAAGACCUCAAGAUAGUAUCAGCUACCCAGUACCUCCAAGGUCCCUAGAUAGUGUCAACUACCCUGUACCUUCAAAGUCUCCAGAUAGCAUCAGUUACCCUUUACCACAAAUACCACAAGAUAGUCUCAGUUACACUGUAACUCAAGAUGAUGUUAGUUACCCAGUACCUCCAACGACAGAGAGUAAUACUAGCUAUCCUGUUAGUACACCAUGCACAAUGCCUGAAAUGAUAGGACAUGGCCACUGUUCUGGAUAUCGAUCCAGAGGACGUAAUGUGCAUAAUUUGGUACCCAUUAAGAAAGAAGAGCCUACCCUUGACGAACAGUUAGAGGAAGAUCCUGCAGUUUUCAGCAAUGACUCUCAGUAUUGUGAACGAACUAGCGAAGUAAAAUCUCUCAUACAGUAUUGCGAACCAGUUAGCGAUGUAAAAUCUAUAAUCAAAACGGAAAACUUUCUCCAAGAAGACAUCUCUUUCAAGAAUGUAAAAACUGAAAGUGCUGAAGAUACUGCUAUGCAAGAUAUUGGUAUGCGUGAUUGUGGUCUUUCAGACCAAACGAAAGGGAGAACUUUCAUAAAGGAGGAGUUUGCUGAUCGAGGGGAAUUCAUACUUGAAGAUUCGUUCUUGAAGACCUCUAUUGUUGAAGCUGUUUGUGUCCAAAAUGUACAGCUCGAAGAAGAUGUGAAGCCCAGAGAUGAUGUGAGGAAACAAGAGGAGGAAACCAAAGUACAACCAGGUAGACUUGAUCAACUAUCAGAUGAAAACUUUAAUCAGACUAAGGAUACGGGAGGUAAAAACACGUCAGUCAUACGACCUGAUCAGCAAUCAGAUGAAAAUCUUAAUCAGACCAAGCAUACAGGAAGUAAAAACGGAUCAGUCAUACGACGGGAGUCAAAGAAAUGCAGAAUGCAGCGGUUAUUUGGCAAGACUGAUUCUCCGCCUAGACGUCCAAAGGUGUUGAGCACAAGGACCAAAAUCAAGUGUAAAAUUUGCCGUCUAGGUCGCAGUGAUGUGAAAGACCUACCGAAGCCACGCCCUCUCAGCCAAGAGAUAGCAACAUGUUCCUACGUGAUGCUGGAAGAGCUAGUCGACGAAUGUCCUCUCGGGCAUCUUCUGGAUCCUAGCAUUGCUUCAAUCAAUUUGCGUUCGGGGCUUGUGACUGUUUACUGCUCCGAAUGUGAUGUUAUUGUGUAUAUGCGAAAUAACAUUAUACCAAAAGUAAAAUGAAUUCUAGAUAUACAGGUUUUCAGAUUUUAUCGGACAUAAGGAUUGGCAUUUAAUACAAAUUUUACAUGUUAUGUAAUGCACUUCAUAUAGUUUUGUACAAAAAACAAACUUCAUAGGAAUAUAUGAAAAAAAUGUAUAUAUGUAAAUAUUGUGUUGUAUUAUACAACAGCAGUUUUUUUUGUUUGUUUUUUAUAUGUAAAUUGCACAUUAUAUAAGUUAUAGAUCAUACCAUGUUACAGAAAGCUUUAGAUGUUUUGGUAGAGUUGGUAGCUCAGGAAACAUAAAAUAAGACUGGAUUACCAAACCUGCAAUCACUGCGUCCCUUUGAUGAACCAAAACAUGGCUAAACUUUCAUAUGAUCUGCAUGAAACUGUAUCGACGUAUGUAACAACAAUAAUAAAAACGAUAAAACAUAUUAAGAAAUACAAAUAAAAAACUGAGGGGAUAGAAAAUGAAUCGCAGAUCUUUACUGUACAAAAAAUACACAAUUGUCACUGAGAACAGCAAGGGCACAGUCACAUGUGUUGGCAGUCUGGCAUUUGCGUACAAUAUGAACACUAAUCUUAUGAAUAGAAUAGGGAAUGGUAGGAAGGUAAAAUGAGGAAAAGUAGAUGGAGGAGUUAACAAGAUAGCCGGGUAAAGGAAAAGGUACGGGACAUCAUUAGCUGUGUGGUGCAGUAGUUAGGGUGUUCGUCUAGCAAGCUUGCUGACCAGCGUCCAAUCCCGCAAGCUGCCAGUGGAUGGUCACCCCAGCCAUUCGUUGCACACGGGGCGAUUUAGAAGUAAAAUAAAACACCAUGUCACAACAAAGAAUAUCCAAUUGUAACAAAUAGAAUUAAAACAAUCUUUAAUCUUUUAACAA